UCUGCUGUUAAAGUUAAAGGCAGGCAGAGAAGUCGGAAGCCCGGUUUUGCGCAGCGAAGACUCUGAGGACAUAUUCGAUCUGACAUGAUAAAGUCGCUGAGUCUGUCGUCUGAAAGCUCCCUCCCUCCGGCGGAGGACGAUGUGGACUCGGUCUGCUCCGACGAGCUGAUGGGCUCACAGUCCCGCCGCUGGCUGGCGGAUCUUAUGGGCCGGGACAUGCCUCCGGAGAGCGGAGAUGUCAACACGGUCGGCCGGGACGGGCUGUUCGUGGACUAUCACUUCCCCCUGGGAGAGCUGGAGAUGCAGUCCGGGGUCAAGUGGAAACGACCGAAGGAACUCUGUCCAUCGCCUCAGUUCAUCGUGAAUGGAGCCACACGUCUGGACAUCUGCCAGGGAAAACUCAACGACUGCUGGCUCCUUUCUGCCAUCGCGUCUCUCGCUGUGCACCGAUCUCUACUCAACAAGGUUGUGCCUCUAGGACAGAGCUUCCAGAAUGGAUACAACGGUAGCUUCACCUUCAGGUUCUGGCAGUACGGUCAGUGGGAGGAGGUGAGGAUAGAUGACCUGCUGCCGACUGAGGACAACAACCUGAUCUACCUGAGCUCCCCAGAAAAAUACGAGUUCUGGAGCUCCCUGCUGGAGAAGGCCUACGCCAAGCUGAAAGGUGGCUACAGGGCUUUGGACAUGGGCUUCCCUCACGAGGCCAUGGUUGAUAUGACGGGUGGAGUGGCCGAGGUUUUGAACAUUUCCACGCUGUCCAGAGACCUGCCGGGCUUCCUCAGAAACCUGCUGUCUAAAGGAGCGCUCAUCAACUGCGCCAACUGUCAGGGUCCUCUGGAGCAAAGGAAUGAACUGGGGAUCAUGUUCAGACAUGCUUACUCUCUGACGGCAGUGGAGAAGGUGAAGACGCCACAUGGCACCGUGGAUUUGGUGCGAAUCCUCAACCCCUGGGGCAACACUGAGUGGAUGGGACCCUGGAGUGACCUGAAAGGCCCAGAGUGGAACACAGUGAGCACCGAGGAGCAGAGAAGACUGGGCCGAGUCAGCCGGGAGGACGGGGAGUUCUGGAUGUCGGUGUCAGAUUUCAGACAGCAGUUUGAGGUGAUGGAGGUGUGUCACCUGACCGACGUUCUCAGCAAACCAGGCUCCAGCGUGCUGCCAUGGAGCUACAUAAUGCAUCAUGGGAACUGGGUGCCAAGUGUUUCAGCAGGAGGCUCACCCAGAGGGGGCUUGUUCUGGCAGAACCCUCAGUUCCACCUCACGCUGUCAGAGGUGGACAGUGGCAGAGCGAACUCUCAGAGCUCCUGCUCCUUCAUUUUGGCUCUGAUGCAGAAACACCAGAGACGCAGAGGCGUAAACUUUUCCAUCGCCCUGCAUGUAUACCCGGCCCAUCCUACAAAUACCUACCUGUCGCCUGAGUACCUGAGCACAGUCCCCUCUGUCCUCUACACCCCCCAGUACUCUGCGCGUCGGGAGGUUGUUCUUCGUGGCUCCCUUCCACCAGGUCAAUACAUCAUCAUCCCGUCAACCGCCGAGCCCAAUCAGCAGGGAGCGUUUCUCCUGCGCGUGCUCACAGAACAAGGCAACGCAGCCACUCCAGCUCACAAACCAGCGCCACAAGACAUCGCUUCAAUAAAGGAGCCUUCGUUUCCUCACCAGGCUGCUCUUCCGUCUCCUCAGUCUAUCGACCAUCUGUUCAGAAAGCACUGCAACAAGAAGGGGUUUUGCAAACCAGUGCAUCUCCACAGUCUCCUGACUGAAGCCAUACAGGGAGGAGUUCUGGCUGGCAGUGAGAAGCACCUGGCUCUGGAGCACUGUAAGAGCCUGGUGGUCCUCAUGGAUACCCAAGGCAUUGCUCAGCUCAACUGGCCUGAGUUCCAGAGUCUGUGGGACAAGAUCAGGAGGUGGACGGACAUCUUCCUGAUGUUUGACAAGAACAAAUCCCAGCGCCUCGAGUAUCAAGAGGUCGCUCCUGCCCUGAAGGCAGCAGGCAUCAUGGUGGAUGAUUUGGUGAUGCAGCUGGUUGGACUGAGAUACACAGAGCCUGACCUGACCAUCAGUUACCCCGGCUUCCUGUACCUGCUGAUGAAACUGGAGAGCAUGAUCCACAAAUUUCAAGCUUACGACAUGGUGGGAAUGGGAAGCGUAACUGUCAGCUACAGACAGAGUGGACAUUAAAGCAGGUGAAAUUCAACUACAUGUUUUCUCAUUGGUUUCAGUGGCUCCACAUGACCAUGUACAACUGACCUGACCUGAUCCACUCGGACGGAUUCACCAGGAUUGGCUUAGUUUAGUCUUUUCCUGCCCUUUUGUUUUUCAUGAUGUGAAUGUGCAGAGUUUAUUUUCUCUGUGUGUGUAUGGAAGUAGAUGUACAACAUCAUUCCAUGAUAGAAACAUGUAGCAAACAAAAAAAACAGGCUUCGUAUUUUCUCACGCCGUUCACCUCGUGUGUUGUGGUGCCAUCACAUGGUCAGAACUGUCUGAUGGGGUCCAUCCGGGGUCAAAGGUCAUAGGAAGAUGGGCCACUGUGACGUAAAGAGAGGUUUAUGCUUCACUGUGUCGGUGACACUUUAACAGAUGUCACCUUCACGAAUGAAACUUUGACGUGGUGCCUCCUCUGAAUGAUUCUCUCAACCUUCUCAAACCUCAUUUCUCAACCAUUUCAGCAUCAUCCUGCAUUUCUUUAUUAUUGCCUUGAAACUGAAGUGAACAACAGUCCUUGGCAACGUGUUGGAGUUGGAGCAGUGAUAGUCUGAUUACUCAGUGAUUCAUUAAUACUCUGGGAUGUCAUGCACGUGAUUAUAAAAAACAAAAAGUGUGACUUUUUUUCUUUGGCUUAGUUAUAUAUAUAUUUUUUAAACGUAAUAAUGUGUUAAAUUGUGUAUUCAUUUCAUUUCUGCUUAAAUUACUUCCCAUUUGAGGAAAAUUAAAUGACCAAAAGGAAAUGCAAAGUGUAAGGUUAUGUGGGUGUAGGUUUGUCAUCGUCAUAAUAAUUUAGAGUAACACAAAUAAAAUCAGAUGACCUACUCCGGUGUGCUCCCUCCUUCACUUUCACUUCAGUUCAUUAAAACUGAUGGGCUGUAGGUUGGAGUCGUCAGGAUGUGUGUGUGUGUGUGUGUGUGUGUGUGUGUGUGUGUUCAACAUCCUGUUGCACUGCUGCUGUGUUGUUUCAGACUUUAGGACAGCAUGUGACACUCAUACAUCAGCCACGCCCUCACAAACUGUCUCUCUUCCUGUCUUUCAUCUCUCAGAUCGUGUGUUUGUUAAAAUUAGUAUUAAUAAGCUUUUUUUCUCACGCUUUCCUUUUCUUGUCUGACCUCACAGGAACUUUCGAUUCGAUCAUAAAAAGCCAUCUCGACAGUGUAUUUAGAUUUUACAGGGCUCAACCAGUGGGUGACCAAAACCAUGACAGAGCCAGAUAACAACAAACUGUGACUGUUAGACGACAGGUUCAUAUUUUUUUAUAGUAUGUCUUUAACAAAGUUCACAGGACUACAACAACAUUAAAAGAACUAUUGUUUGCUUUACUUGUUCCUCAGAAAGAUCCUCUUCUGAACCAGCGCCACUGUGAUGCUGGACUCACAGAAAACACAUUUUCACGUUCACCUCCUCAGGUGUAUGUUUGUGCAGUUUUUGCUUUUGUUUGCUCAAGUUUGAGGACUCUGUCUCUGACGUGUCUGAUGCCACCGCCGUACAUUAGAGGACAGCUGACUUUAGUUUGUCGCACUCACAAUAUUUUACCAGCAGUUUCUAUUUCCAGAAACAGUGUCUCUGUUAUACCAGAUAACUAACAGAACUACCACCGGGGCUGUUUCUUCACUCAAGGGUGGUUUUCAUGAAAUCCACAGAUGAGACCAGAUACACACUUUCAGGUGGAAAAUACGUUUUUUGUAAUUUGGGUGAACCAACUCUUUUUUUAAUAAAAACAUACAUUUGUAGUAUUUUAACAGAAAAUGUUGUCAUUUGUUGUUAGAUUAGUAUAAAUGUGUUACUGUACAAACUGGACUUAGCCUCAGUUUAAACAUCACAAAUUA
Toxotes jaculatrix (banded archerfish) is the source of this 4034-nucleotide messenger RNA. RefSeq lists its product as uncharacterized. Lineage: Eukaryota; Metazoa; Chordata; Actinopteri; Toxotidae. Gene Ontology annotation, biological process: proteolysis. The transcript is spliced from 20 exons. Gene Ontology annotation, cellular component: cytoplasm. Bases 85 to 2178 code for a protein of 697 amino acids. Gene Ontology annotation, molecular function: calcium ion binding; calcium-dependent cysteine-type endopeptidase activity. The record is from RefSeq and is a predicted model, not a curated record.